Messenger RNA from Drosophila guanche, 2160 nucleotides. RefSeq lists its product as uncharacterized. The transcript has 5 exons. The record is from RefSeq and is a predicted model, not a curated record. NCBI's taxonomy places the organism in Eukaryota, Metazoa, Arthropoda, Insecta, Diptera, Drosophilidae. The coding region runs from base 472 to 1851 and encodes 459 amino acids.
UGUCAUUUGCAGGCGCUUACGCCGGUUGGGCCAACAACAACAAAAAGAACAGCUAGAGAGAGCAAGGCGGACGGAACGGACCGCUGAACUGACCGCCGUUGCUGUUGUUGUUGUGGUUCUUACCGCUUCGCGUCGAGUGGCGGAGUCGCGUGUGUGUUUCACUGUUUUAAUUUUGUGCGCUGAUUUCAUUGCUAAUGCGAAUAUUUGCUUUAGCCCUGUUUAAACCGAGCAGAAGCAGAAGCAGAAGGGGUCUCACCGCUCCGCCGAGUGCGAAACGAGACGCGAGAACACAUAAACAGAGCAAAGAGAACAGAAAAGCAGAGCGCAGAGAGAAAUGUAAAUGUGUAAAGAGUGCGAGUUGAAAUACAAAAAAUAAGAAGCCAGCGCAAAAAGUGAUUCCAGUAAUAUGAGUGAAGAAUAAACCUUCAGACAACAUCCAACCUAAGAACCCACGCGACACACAAAUCAACCAUGCGAAAUAUCAGAAAUCUCAAGGAUCCCACCAAUGGGCUGGCCAUGCUGCUGCUAAUGUUCCUCUGGUUGGUGGUGCCCGGACAUGCGGAAUUGCCAAAAGUCAUUUGUCGCGAUCAUGACACCACCAUCACUUGUGACUGCAACAACGAGGAGCAGGCCAUGGUCUUGCCCCAGCUGCAUGGUGCCGUCUUUCAGGUGGAGGUGCGCAAUUGUCGCGAUCUUGUGGUGGAGGCCAAUGCUCUGAGCCAGACCGAGGGCCUGCGCAAGAUCUCGUUCCGACAGCUGGGCCAACUGGUGCUGCGGGAAUACGCACUGAUUGUGCCCCGCUAUGCCAGCAACAAGGCAUUGAUUGUCGAAUUCGAGGCGGUCAAUGUGAAGCUAAUCGAAUCGCAUGCCAUCAACGGGAACAUCGAGGAGAUCUCAUUUGUGGGUGGACGCAUCGAGCAGAUGCAACCGUUUGGUUUCACCACCACCAAAAACAGUGCCAUAUUGCUGAAGCUCGACGGGGUCACCAUUCAGCGGAUUGAGGGGCAGGCCUUUAAGAAGUUUGCCGUGGAGCAGCUGACAAUCGCCAAUUGCCAUUUCCUGGGUGAUCUGCCCACACGUUCCUUCUACGAACUGGAAGUGCUCCACGAGCUGAGCAUGCGCAACAAUCUCUUCCAGGUUGUACAUUCCCAUGCGUUCUCCUUUAAGCUUGUCUCCAAGCUGAGCCUCAGCGAUAAUCAUUUUGUGGCUGUGGACGGCGAGUGGCUGGAGGCGCAGAUACGGGAUGCUGUCACGCUGCGUGGCAAUGAUUUUGGAGCCACCAGUGAGAUAGCCUUCCGCAGCCUCACAGUCCAUCGAAGCUAUCAGCUCAGUGAGCGGCUGGAGUUGCGCUUCCACAACAAUACCCUGCGCAGUGCUCGUCCUGACAGCAGCGGACAGCAGGAUGUCGCAGCACAGCCCCUGCACUUUAACGAACGCUUUGCGUUGAGUUUGCGCGAGUUGCGCUACGAGAAUGCCUGGAGCUGUUACCAGAUGGACACCAGCGUGGAGCCGCCAGUGCCGCGCUCCGACUUCUUUCGCCUGCACAGCGAGCAGCUGCUGUUCCCGCGGCCACCCACCGCAAAUGGGUUGCAAAAGUUUGUGCAGUUUGUGCCGCUCCGUCAGCUCAUGCCCGAGCAGUGCAAAACGACCAGCUAUGUGGCGUACAUAGUGGCGGGCAGUGUGCUGUUGGGUCUGCUGUUGCUGCUCCUUUUGCUGCUGUUGUGGUGGCGUCUGGCACAGCGGCGUAAGCGGCGCAAGCUGGAUGUGGUGCAGCCGGAGCCGCGCACCUACAAGGAGACACAAAUUGUAUACCAAAUUGAGAACGCUGGCCUGCUGAAGACUGAUUUGUAGACAGGACACCAAGCAGGACGCACACCCACAAAGACAAUUAUAAGCACAGAGCUAAAGAGAAGCUACCACCCUUGAACACACACACCGAACACGCACCGAACCACCAAUCCACCAAUGAGUGACCUUUUGUUGUACCAAAACCAUAGCCUAAAACAUAGUCCUAAAUAGCUAGCACAUAAAUAUUAAAUAUUAUAUUAUAUAUGUAUCGAUGUAAGUCGCCCUGUAAAUAGUUAUUAUAGAUAGGGGGAUGGGAUGCGUCAUCCGAAUGUGCAUAAAUAUGCCAGUAUAUUGAAUAAAUGGAGCAACGAA